CAACCUGUUACACAGAGUAGUUCAUUAUUUAUGUCGCCAGAUUGGUCGUCGUGUUGUUUUUCCCGUUUUUAUAAGUUAUUUCUUUUUGGUUUUAAGAUAAUUAAGUUAAUAAGGUAAUGUGCGGGUUAUAACUGCUUGUGCAGUGAUGGACGGCUGGGCCUAACGGCUGCACAUUUUACUUUAUAGGCAAUAUAAUUGGGCAUAAUGAUUUUGGCGGUAGUGUUCGUGUUGUUUUUGUGUUCGUGUGGUGGCGUGGAGCUGGCGGCGUGGUGCGAGGACGCGGCGGGGCCGGAGUUCUCGUUCUCGCCGGCGCGCGACGCGGUGGAGGGCCGCUACGCGCUGCGCUGGUGCCCCGCCGCCGCCGCCGCCGCGCCCGCGCGCCACUGGCAGCUCGUCGUCUGGGUGGACGACAGAAACGCUACCAAAUGUGUCCACGACCCAUUCCACUCUCACCCCAUCAAACACUCCUUGGUCAGCAAGGAUAUUGACCAAGAGCUUAAUUGCACAAAGCUGUGUCUGUCGGUAGACGUGGACCUGGUGUAUGCCGGCUGCUACACCGUGCGCAACACCCUGCAGUUCACACAUGAGAAUCCCAUCAACCAACAAAAGGUGAUGUACAUCAAUGAAUCCCACACGCUGGACUACUACAGCCAGAGUGAAAUCCUCGCCAUCACUGAGGGGAAAGACGACACGGAGUACGUGCGGCUGUCGUCGACGCGCGCGCCGCUCGCGCCCGGCUUCUCGCUGGAGCUGCGCGCCGACGACGAUGCCUUCGGCUCGGCGCAGCAGGUGGCGCAGCAGUGCCGGCUGUCUUCCCCGCUCGAGGCGCGCUGCGAGCUGCGCGGGCUGCGCGCGGGCCGCUACGAGCUCACGCUGCAGCAGCGCGCGGCCUGGGCCGCCGGCGCCGCGCUGCCGCCCGCGCUCGCCACCAUCGUGAUCGCCUUCAACCACACGGCGGAGUCAGCGCACGCGGUGGCGGGGGCCGGGGGGGGCUGGCCGUGGCCGUGGGCGCUGGCGGCGGGCGGCGCGGGCGCGGCGUGCGUGGCCGCCGUGGCCUGCGCGCUGCGACGACCACGGAGGCAGGACAAGGGAGAGAUAGCUACUACCACCCUAGCCGCAGUGGACACGGAGCCCCCGGAGCCGCGCGACAUAUUGCUGCUGUACGCGCGCGACGCGCCGCCCUUCAUGCGAGCCAUGGAGCUGUUCCGGGACAUACUGCGAGAUGCCACACAGGGGGAGGUGUACGACAUAUUCUGCCCGGCGACGGUGGCGGCGUACUCUGCGUCACCGGGCGCGUGGCUGCGUCGCUGCGUCGCGUCGUGUCGCGUCGUGCUGGUGGACACCCGGCCCGCCGCGCAGCUGUACACGGCCGGGGAUGAUCACGCGGCGCCGCUGCUCGGGUCGCGCGUGCUGUACCGCGCGCCGCAGUACGGGGACGCGCUGCUGCCCGCCGCGCUGCAGCUGCUGCGGGAGCGCCCCCCCCCGCGCCCCUACCGACACCUGUUCCUGUGCACCCUGUCGGAGCAGCCGUCAGACAUGAUGCCGCACGUGGCGCACUUCACGCGCUACGAGCUGCCGCUGGCGCUGCCGGCGCUGCUGCGCGACCUCGCCCCCCGCGCCUCCGCCCCCGCCCCCGGCGCCCCCGGCCUCGCCCCCGCGGCCCCCGCGCCGCCCCCGCGCAUGCCCGAGUUCACCGCCGCGCUCGAAGACUUCCUCAACUAUGCGCGCGAGAACCCCGACUAUUUGCAAGACAUAUUAACGUUCUUAGACUGACGGUGAGUCAGCCAGUGGACUACUUGUUGUGUUUCAGUGUAGUGGGUUGAGCUGUAGCUGUUGUUUGGUCAUUAACGUCGAGUUUGCGACGCUGAAGUCGUGGUAAAUGUGAUGUUGGUUAAACCGAUUAAAUUAUCAUCACAGUAGGUAGUUAUAGGUACCUACAUCUUUAUUUUCCUAGUCGGUGGUAUGGAAUCUGAGGCAUUGAUACUUACACUACGACCAUAGUGAGGGUGUUGAGCGCCAUAGUAUAGGCAAUCACUUAUAUUUUUGCAACAAUCGUGGGUAGUGAAUGAAUGCACAUACGCGAUUCUUAAAUAUCUUGAAGCCUUAAAAAUAUGAUACUUACUACUUUGAUGGUAAAACUAUGAUGAUAAUUAAAAAUUAAAAAAAGAAGAUCAAAACCCACCGCUCUAACAAUCGUGGAAAUAAAAACUGCCUCACGAAACAAAUAACAAUACACAAAUGAAUGAGAAUGAAACUGGAGUGCCUUUAAAAAAAUAGUUUAUUCUAGGUACCAAAGUUGUUGUAAAUAUUAGAUAGGUGUGUUACUGCGUUUUUUUUCUGUGGGACUUGUAAUCCCUGAAGAGUUGUUAUAGCAUUUAAGUAAAUGCCGGGUCAUUCUUAGUUUUUUAAUGUCUUCGGGGCCUAUAUCUAGGGUCUCUAUAAAUAUGUAUGUAUUUAAUUAAUUGAAGAAUGUGCUGUACAUCAUUACGAAUCGUUGAUUUUAUUUAUGAUGAUUGUAAUACCAAUUCAAUUAACUAAUCAAAAACAUCAUGUACCUACAAUUAGAUUAGAAAAAAUACUCUUGGGAUAUUUUUUGUGUGUUGUGUACAUGAAUCUAGCGGACGUUGCAAAAUCUUCAUUGCAGUUCAAUAUUAGAUAUAACUUAUGUUUAUUAUUGAUGUUCUGAAAUGGAAAAUGGCUUGAACGGCGGCGGGAGGUUGUUGCUAUUUGAUCAUUUUAAAGCUGGAUUCAUGAAACCUAAGUCAAAAUCUCAAUAUUUACUUACUUUAGUAUUUUUUUAGUUAGAAUAUUGUAAGUAGUUGCAAAUUAACAGUAAAAUUUUGUAUGUAAUUUUAUUUAAUAUUUUAUGUAGUUAUUAUACAAUUCUACAUAUAAAUAUUAUAUGUAUAGUUUAUAUCAAACGCAUCCAUAUCAACAUACAUACCACAUCUCUGCUGGAAAAGCACCCUAAGAAGGGCGUCUAGGAAGUUGGCAUAGUGAACAAAUUUUACUAUUAAUUACUUACAUAUAUUAUGUUUUUGUACGUAUGCAAGUAAAAAUAUGUGGGUAUUCUAUAUUUUAUUCAAGAUAGAGAUAAGUAUAAUAUUUUUGUAAAUAUUCUAUGUAUAUCUUUGUUUAUGCAAAAUGCAUCCUAUCCUAUGUUUCGUGUAGAAUGUAGUUAAUGUAGUUAUUGUUACAGAAAUAUUGUUGUAUAGAUCUAAAAUAAAAGUGAGAUGAAAGAGAUGGGUAAUGUAAGGAAUGCUAAACAAUGUGUUUUGGUAACAUGAACAAAAAAGUGAGACAAGGAGAGGUACAUCGAGCCAGUUGUUAAAUAUCUUAUUAGUAAGGAAUUAGCUAAUACUAUAAUAUUGUAUGUACUGUACCUUAUUGUGCGGGAUGCAAAGCAGAACAUACAUGCCAUGCCAUCCCUAUACUUAAAAAAAACAUAAACAUAAUUUACCCCACAGUUUUAUUGUAAAAAUAAAACCGUAACAAUUUGUACAAAACGAAAAAAGAAAUGAAUGCACCAUGCGCUAGCUGGACAAACAAUAAAUAUAUUUUGAUAUUUUAUAUAUUUUUUAAAUACAUACGAAAAAAUAUUGUUCGUUAAUUAAUUAAUAAUAGUAAAAGUAAUCAACAACCGUCGCUCAAUUUAGUCUUAGAAAUACUUGAUAUACUUACCUAAUAACAAUCUAACAGUUUCCCUAGUUUGGCAUUUCUAUCGUACAAUAAGUUUUAACAUAGUGAUGAUAAGUGCCUUGAGUUGUUGAAUAAUGUGAAAAUAUAUUUUUGAUGAUUGUUUUUGAUAA
Plutella xylostella (diamondback moth) is the source of this 3809-nucleotide messenger RNA. The record is from RefSeq and is a predicted model, not a curated record. NCBI's taxonomy places the organism in Eukaryota, Metazoa, Arthropoda, Insecta, Lepidoptera, Plutellidae.